This is a messenger RNA of Aspergillus affinis, 1461 nucleotides long. RefSeq names its product flavin-containing monooxygenase. Gene Ontology annotation, molecular function: NADP binding; N,N-dimethylaniline monooxygenase activity; flavin adenine dinucleotide binding. The coding region runs from base 1 to 1461 and encodes 486 amino acids. The record is from RefSeq and is a predicted model, not a curated record. NCBI's taxonomy places the organism in Eukaryota, Fungi, Ascomycota, Eurotiomycetes, Eurotiales, Aspergillaceae. The transcript has a single exon.
AUGGAAGACUUUGACGUUAUCAUCGUUGGUGCUGGCAUCUCCGGCAUCAACGCCGCCUACCGGCUCCAGUCUCAAUAUCCCAACUUGCGAUAUGCCAUCUUAGAAGCUCGCAGCAAUCUCGGCGGUACCUGGGAUCUCUUCCGCUACCCGGGUAUCCGCUCCGACUCAGACCUGUUCACCUUCGGAUUCGAGUGGCAUCCCUGGGACCAAGGCUGUCCCAUCGCCGACGGCCGGCUCAUCGUGCAAUACCUGCACAACGCUGCCGAGAAACACGGCAUCGACAAGAAGAUCCGCUACCAGCACCAGCUAUUGGGGGCAGAUUGGUCAUCGGCCGACCAGAAUUGGUCGCUGAGCGUCGACCACGACGGCCAGACGCACUCGCUGACGACGCGAUUCCUGGUCUUCGGCACCGGCUACUACGACUACAACCGGCCGCUGGAGGUCGACAUCCCCAACCUGGAGGCUUUCCAGGGACAGACCAUUCACCCGCAGUUCUGGCCCGAGGACCUCGACUACGCCGACAAGAAGGUGGUCAUCAUCGGUAGCGGUGCCACCGCCAUCACGCUCCUCCCCAAGAUGGCCGAGAAGGCCGAGCAUGUCACGAUGCUGCAGCGCAGUCCCACCUACAUCCUGUCGCUGCCCAACAAACGCCGCCCCUUGCUCAGCUACUUGCUGCCCACCACGUUUUUCCGCCGGCUGCAGCGUGUCAACUGGAUGAUCACCUCGCGCCUAUUCUUCCUUUUCUGCCAAGCCCUCCCCGCCGUGGCCUGUUGGAUUCUCCGCCGCAGAGUCUCCAGCCAGCUGCCUGCCCACAUCCCCUUCGAUCCGCACUUCCGCCCGCGCUAUAACCCCUGGGACCAGCGACUCUGCGUGUCACCCGACGGCGACUUCUUCCAGAGCCUACACACCGGGCGCGCCGGCGUCAAGACCGACACCAUCCGACAAGUCACGCCCACGGGCAUCGAGCUGAACUCGGGCGAGACGCUGGACGCCGAUAUCAUUGUCACGGCGACAGGACUGCGAUUACAGAUCGCCGGUGGGGCAUCGCUGACCGUCGAUGGCAUCCCGCAGCACAUCCCGGAGAAGCACCUGUGGCGCGGCAUGAUGCUGCAGGACGUACCAAACGCUUUGUGCAUCAUCGGCUACACCAACGCCUCGUGGACCCUGGGUGCCGACGCCACCGCGCACUUCCUGGUGCGGCUGGUGCGCGAGCUGGACGAGCGCGGCGCAAAGGCCGCUGUGCCACGACUCGACGGCGCGCAGCGCAAAUCCCUUCAGCCGCGCCGCCUGCUCAAUCUCAAAUCGACGUACGUGACCAGCGCCGAGCGCGAUCUACCCAAGACGGCGGAUCGGGGCCCUUGGGUGCCGCGGGACAAUUAUCUGGACGACAUCAAGUUCGCGAAGAAGGGGCGGAUUGACGAGAGCAUGGAGUUUACGGGGGAGGCGAAGAAGCUGUUGUAG